GUGUGGCGUCUGGGAGCUGUCCCAGGAAUCAUGGUGCUGAAGCUGCAGCACCAAUUCAGCAGCCAAUGAUCACAGGAGAAUGCGGGGCUACGGUUGCUUUCACCCAGAGCAGGACAGUCCGACAAUCGUAUUGGAUUUUAACGGAGGGAUUUAAACCCAUCGGCUUUUUCUUUGAAUAUGGAAAUUCGAUAAUUGGGGAUGUAAGCUUCACACAGACUUGUCAGCGACCUGCAGGCUGGCUGGAGAUCUAUGAAAAAAUCCUGAAACUGUGAGUCGUAUAAAAACCGGGGUAGCUCGCCAGCUGUUUCAUUUAUUGAACUUAAUGGCUUCAGACACUUGUUUGCAUCGAUGGGAUUUGUUUGCCUUUUGGAUUUACAUUCUCGUGGGAAGACAAUAAAAUACUUUCAAUUAGAAUAGCCCAUUCUAACAUAGAAAACGACUGUAAAAGGCUGCUUUAAACCCCAACAAACACUGGAAAACGCACCCCCACUAUCCCAUCCCACACAUUUUAAGAAGUAUUUGCUCAUGACGGGGACACAUACAGUAGAUGCUGUUUUCUUCCUGCACCUUUGCAUGGUGCUGUGAGUUUGUGGCCGGAUACAGCCUGCUGCGCAGCCAGGGCAUGCUGAAGAGCCGCUGUUGCGUCCUGCUCGGUGACCUGAGGGUGCUCCUUCUCGGGCCACCGGUACCACCGACACCGCUGCCUCCGCUGACCCCCAUGAGCGUCCAAGCUACGGAAAGCCAUGAAACAGGCGUCACCGUCCCCGACAAUAACAACACCCUAACGCGGAGCCACCAGCAAGCAGGGGACCGGAUUGCCCCGCUUGCAGCAGGAGCCACUGGGCCACCAGGCGGAGAGCGACCGGGUUGGGUUGAUGCUGCAGAGCUGUCGGCUGCCCUGCGCGGCUGCAGCAGCUCCUCUGAUGACUGCUCAAAGGGCAAACUGGAGGAGAGGUAUUCCCUCACCAGCUACACAAGUGGCUUCAGGACUCCCUUGUGCAGGAUCUGCUUCCAGGGACCAGAACAUGGGGAGCUCCUGAGCCCAUGUCGGUGCAGUGGGUCAGUACGUUGCACCCACCAUCCAUGUCUCAUCAAAUGGAUCAGUGAGAGAGGAUCCUGGGCCUGUGAGCUCUGCUACUACAAAUAUCAGGUCAUUGCCAUCAGCACCAAGAACCCACUACAGUGGCAAGCCAUCUCUUUGACAGUGAUAGAAAAAGUGCAGAUAGCAGCAGCCAUCUUGGGCUCCCUGUUCCUUAUGGCCAGUAUCUCCUGGCUGGUGUGGUCAUCUUUCAGCCCCUCAGCCCGCUGGCAGCGACAAGAUCUGCUUUUCCAGAUCUGCUAUGGCAUGUACGGCUUUAUGGAUAUCGUCUGCAUCGCACUAAUUGUCCACGAGGGACCUUCUGUGUUUCGUAUCUUCCACCGCUGGCAAGCCGUGAACCAGCAGUGGAAGGUCCUGAACUAUGAUAAGUCUAUGGACAGCGAUGACCUGAAGAACACCACUGUGGACAGGACUCUGUCUCAGCCCAGCCCAGGCUAUCAGACUGGGGUAGGAGUGUCCACCUCCACCUCCUCGCUGAUGGUGGUAGCCUCCACAGCCGAUGGCUCAACUUCUACAACCGCAGUGACUGCCACAGGAGGACUGGAAACACAUGUGGACCCCAACAGCGGCAGUGCAGUGCCAGACCAACACUAUCCCUACAACAUCCUUCACCUCCUCAGCCAUCUCAGGCAGCCGGAAGCCCGCAGCCAACCCAGCAAUAGCACACGAGAGCUGGUCAUGAGAGUCACUACAGUCUGAGGAGUCAGUUGAGAGACCUUAUCUCACAUGGAGGUGAAAGAUUUAUGAACCAGCUGAUAAUUGAAAAAAAAAGAAGUCCUAUCUUAACUGCACUGGAUUAAUACCAUGUUCUUGUUUGUUUCAAAAUGCAUCUCUGAUGUCCUUACAUGGAUUGAAUAAAAGUCGAAGUUGUUUGAUUUGCAGAA
This is a messenger RNA of Perca fluviatilis (European perch), 1983 nucleotides long. RefSeq names its product membrane associated ring-CH-type finger 4 (gene marchf4b). Gene Ontology annotation, molecular function: ubiquitin-protein transferase activity; zinc ion binding. Gene Ontology annotation, biological process: protein ubiquitination. The record is from RefSeq and is a predicted model, not a curated record. The transcript is spliced from 5 exons. NCBI's taxonomy places the organism in Eukaryota, Metazoa, Chordata, Actinopteri, Perciformes, Percidae. The coding region runs from base 548 to 1798 and encodes 416 amino acids.